GAGAGUACGCGUGGGGCUGGAGCACUUGCUUAUCUGUACAGGCAGCUUGGUAUUGCCUCCCAGGCGGAGGCUAAGGGAGUGACGUGUUGUUUGACUUUACUACAGUGUUGGAUUUACAACCACUUUCCUACCUUGAGGCCUAGUCGGUUGGAGCCACGACAAAUUAUAUUUCUAAAUUUUGAUACUUUUUAA
Molecule: messenger RNA, 192 nt
Organism: Linum tenue
Lineage: Eukaryota; Viridiplantae; Streptophyta; Magnoliopsida; Malpighiales; Linaceae
Source: the annotation of a GenBank genome assembly